Bombus impatiens (common eastern bumble bee) is the source of this 2028-nucleotide messenger RNA. RefSeq names its product tubulin alpha chain-like. Gene Ontology annotation, molecular function: GTP binding; structural constituent of cytoskeleton. Gene Ontology annotation, biological process: microtubule cytoskeleton organization; mitotic cell cycle. Bases 504 to 1850 code for a protein of 448 amino acids. The transcript is spliced from 5 exons. The record is from RefSeq and is a predicted model, not a curated record. NCBI's taxonomy places the organism in Eukaryota, Metazoa, Arthropoda, Insecta, Hymenoptera, Apidae. Gene Ontology annotation, cellular component: cytoplasm; microtubule.
UAAAAAAUAUAUUUACAAGCACUGAUCAUGUAUUCAAUUAAAAAUUGCAAUGAGUAAUGUUUUAUGGAGAUAAGGAACUAAGAUAAAUAAAAGCAAUAAAUGAAAAAACUUAUGAAACUUCUGUAACUAUGUAGAUAAGCUUAUCGUGUAAUAUUAUGUGAUCUAAUAUAAUCUAACAUGAACAUAAUGUAAUGAACAUAUGUUUGUCAUUUUAUCAAGGUUUUCGUGUUUUAUUCGAUGAAAAUAUCAAUAAAAUAAUAUAUAUGAUGACUUUCAAUAUAUAUGAUGACUUUCAACUUUCCUUUUUUUUGUUAUUUUUAUUACACAAUUUCGUUGUCCGGACAACUGAAGUAAAUUGUCACAGGAUUUUUCUUGGGUAGCGGAUGACUGACUUCCAAAAUUUCUUGUAAUUAAGAAAAAUCUUUAAUUCUUUUUCGGUUCGACAAUCCAAGAAAAUUUCAAAUAAUAUUUCAAGAUAUACGUGUUAUUCUAAAGUAAUCAAAAUGCGUGAGUGUAUUUCAAUGCACGUGGGACAAGCAGGUGUUCAAAUGGGUAAUGCGUGUUGGGAAUUGUAUUGUUUGGAACAUGGAAUUCAACCGGAUGGAACGAUACCAUCAGACAAAGUGUCCGGAACAAACGAUUGUUUUAAUACCUUUUUCAAUGAAACCAGUUCUGGCAAGAUGGUACCGCGUGCUGUGAUGGUUGAUUUAGAGCCUACGGUUGUUGACGAAGUAAGGAUAGGACCUUACAAGCAAUUAUAUCACCCUGAACAAUUAAUCACGGGUAAAGAAGAUGCUGCAAACAAUUAUGCUCGUGGUCAUUAUUCCAUCGGUAGGGAAGUAAUAGACUCUGUAAUGGAUCGAGUGAGAAGGUUGACGGAUCAAUGUACUGGACUUCAAGGAUUCUUCGUCUUCCACUCGUUUGGAGGAGGCACCGGGUCGGGAUUCACUUCGUUGCUUAUGCAAAAACUGUCCGAUGAUUAUGGGAAAAAGAGCAAAUUAGAAUUUGCCGUAUAUCCAGCACCACAAGUAUCUACCGCCGUCGUAGAACCAUACAACUCGAUUCUGACAACUCACACCACAAUCGGUCAUUCGGAUUGCGCGUUUAUGGUGGAUAACGAAGCAAUUUAUGAUAUAUGUAGACGGAAGCUUGGUAUCGAGCGGCCUUCAUACGCGAAUCUGAAUCGCCUUAUCAGCCAAGUGGUAUCAUCGAUAACUGCCUCUUUGAGAUUCGAUGGUGCUCUGAACGUAGAUUUAACGGAAUUUCAAACGAACUUAGUACCAUAUCCUAGGAUUCAUUUCCCACUGGCGACUUAUGCGCCGGUGGUUUCGGCUGAUAAAGCUUUCCACGAAGGGAUGUCUGUAGCAGAAAUAACGUCCGAAUGCUUCGAGGCAUCCAAUCAAAUGGUCAAAUGCGAUCCUCGAGAAGGAAAAUAUAUGGCCUGCUGCCUACUUUAUCGCGGAGAGGUGGUACCAAAGGAUGUGAACGCGGCAAUUGCGGCUAUGAAGAGGAAGAGUUGUAUACGUUUCGUUGAUUGGUGUCCAACUGGUUUUAAGGUCGGCAUCAAUUAUCAACCACCUACUGUUGUUCCGGGUGGAGACCUCGCCAAGGUUCAAAGGGCGGUUUCAAUGUUGUCGAACACAACAGCUAUAGAGGAAGCCUGGUCUAAAUUAAAUUACAAGUUCGAUCUUAUGUAUCACAAGCGAGCAUUCGUUCAUUGGUACGUCGGAGAAGGUAUGGAGGAAGGUGAGUUUGCAGAAGCGCGUGAUGAUCUCGCCGCAUUAGAGAGAGACUACGAAGAAGUCGCACUCGAAUCGUCAACCACACCAGAUGCUUCGUUGGAAUAUUAAUAUAAUGCACGUAAUCCGUGCAAGUAUUUCGGCAUUUUUCAGCUACCCAACAAAAGGACUUAUGCAUGAUCAAAUUAAUUGUAUGUACAAAGAGACUGGUGUUUUAUAUUACGCUUCUUAUGUCUUGUGAUUUGUUUAUUUAUUUUCAUCUUUUUAAUAAAAUUAUUUUUUUAUAACA